AUGGCCGCAACUGCUGCCAGGUCCCACCACUUGGAGUGGUUUAAGGACAUGCCCAUAAUUGAGAGAUUGAGAGAGAGAAGUUACGAUGAGACCGGCGCCGACCACAACUCCCAUCAUGAAAUUGGGGACAACUGCAGCCACAACCAUCAUGCAGCUCUCGACCACUGCUAUGGACAGCAAGAGGUCGAGCACUGCGUACGUGUAGUGGAAAAAACCCGGUUUACCUUCAUUUCCUCAAUAAAUGAUGGAAAACCACCGAUGGUCAUGAAUGUCAUGAAGCCGGAUAUGAAGCCACCGCAGGCUCCCCUGGCUAGAAUCGCGUGGGAAUUAGUGCCCACGUCGUGGAAGACUGCACUCACACAUAAGGAGACCAAGAUGAAGACUAUGAUUCUCAGCCAGUAG
This is a messenger RNA of Striga asiatica, 402 nucleotides long. The record is from the annotation of a GenBank genome assembly. Lineage: Eukaryota; Viridiplantae; Streptophyta; Magnoliopsida; Lamiales; Orobanchaceae.